AUGUCCACAGAAACAGAAACAAAAACCACUCUAAGAUUGAGUGGUAAUCCAGCUCUUUCUUUAAGGGUUGAACCUAAUAGGCUCAUCAACACGAUUCAUGAGACCGCACAGUUCGGAGCAAAGUUCCAAUGGGGGUCAAGAUCAACAGAUACUGGUGUCUGUAGACUAGCUUUAAGUGAUGAAGACAAGAAAGUCAAAGAUUGGUUCGUUAAAGAGGUGGAGGAACUAGGUUGUCAAGUGAAAAUUGAUGAUAUUGGUAACAUUUUUGCUCUAUACCCAGGUCAAGAUAACAGCGCUAAACCAACAGGUAUGGGAUCUCAUUUAGAUACACAACCAACAGGUGGUAGAUAUGAUGGUAUAUAUGGUGUCCUAUCUGGUCUUGAAGUUCUUAGAACUUUGAAAGAAAAUAACUAUGUUCCUAGAUUCCCAAUAAUGUUGGUCAAUUGGAUGAAUGAAGAAGGUGCUAGAUUCCCAAUGAGUAUUAUGGCAAGUUCAGUAUGGGCUGGUCUAGCUUCAAAAGAGGAUAUUUACAGAAUGGAAUCAGUUACAGAUGAUAAACCAGUUACAGUGGAACAUGAAUUAUUAAGAAUUGGCUAUAAAGGUAGCAUCCCUUCAAGUUAUGAAUCAAUACCAUUAGCUGCACAUUUUGAAAUUCAUAUUGAACAAGGUCCAAUUCUAGAGAAUGAAGAAAAGAAAAUUGGUGUUGUAGAAGGUGUUCAAGCUUAUACUUGGUGGAAAAUUCAUGUUAAGGGGAAAGCUCAACAUACAGGUACAACACCAAUGAAUCUAAGAAAUGAUGCAUUAUUAGCAGCUUCCAAAAUGAUUGUUAAAGCUAAUGAAAUAUCUUCAAAAUUUGGUGGAUUAGCAAGUGUUGGUAUUAUCAAUUCUGGUCCUGGUGUUGUUAAUGUUAUUCCUGAUGAAGUUUCAUUUGCUUUAGAUAUGAGGCAUGUUGAAGAUUCAAAACUUGAAGAAAUGAUUCAAGAAUUCCAAAAUGAAUUUCCUAAAGCUUGUAAAGAAUCUGGAAAUAAAUUAAAAGUUGAAUUUGAACAUUUACAUACUCAAAAGGCAACUCAUUUUGAUAAAACUUGUAUUCAAUGUGUUGAAGAAAGUGCUUUAGAAUUAUAUGGAUCUGGGAAUUAUAGAAAAAUAACAAGUGGUGCUGGUCAUGAUUCUUGUGCAACAAACACCAGAUGUCCAACUUCAAUGAUUUUCAUUCCAAGUAAAGAUGGUGUUUCUCAUAAUCCUGAAGAGUAUAGUACACCUGAACAAGUUGAUGAAGGGUUUAAAGUCCUGUUGAGUGCUGUUUUGAAAUAUGAUCAGUUGAGAACUGAAUGA
This is a messenger RNA of Hansenula ciferrii, 1335 nucleotides long. RefSeq names its product M20 family metallo-hydrolase. NCBI's taxonomy places the organism in Eukaryota, Fungi, Ascomycota, Saccharomycetes, Phaffomycetales, Wickerhamomycetaceae. Gene Ontology annotation, molecular function: hydrolase activity, acting on carbon-nitrogen (but not peptide) bonds, in linear amidines. The transcript has a single exon. The record is from RefSeq and is a predicted model, not a curated record. Bases 1 to 1335 code for a protein of 444 amino acids.